Molecule: messenger RNA, 480 nt
Organism: Sodiomyces alkalinus F11
Lineage: Eukaryota; Fungi; Ascomycota; Sordariomycetes; Glomerellales; Plectosphaerellaceae
Product: 60S ribosomal protein L24a
Exons: 3
Coding region: 1-480 (159 amino acids)
Biological process (GO): cytoplasmic translation
Cellular component (GO): cytosolic large ribosomal subunit
Molecular function (GO): structural constituent of ribosome; mRNA binding
Source: RefSeq, a predicted model, not a curated record
AUGCGCACGUACGACGACUCCUUCUCGGGCCAGAGAAUCUACCCUGGCAAGGGUAAGCUCUACGUCCGUGGCGACAGCAAGAUCUUCCGAUUCCAGAACAGCAAGUCGCAGUCCCUCUUCCUCCAGCGCAAGAACCCCCGCCGCAUUGCCUGGACUGUUCUCUACCGCCGCCAACACCGCAAGGGUAUCUCCGAGGAAGUUGCCAAGAAGCGCACCCGGAGAACCGUCAAGGCGCAGCGUGCCAUCGUCGGUGCUUCCCUCGAUGUGAUCAAGGAGAGGCGCAACCAGCGUCCGGAGGCCCGCUCGGCGGCCCGCGCUGCUGCCAUCCAGGAGGGCAAGGAGAAGAAGGCGGCGGAUGCCAGCGCGAAGAAGGCCGAGAAGGCCAAGCUCGCCGCGGCGGGUAAGGGCCAGACUGCCCGGAUCGCCAGCAAGCAGGGAUCCAAGGGUGCGGCACCCAAGGUUCAGGCCAGGACCCGUUAA